Molecule: messenger RNA, 876 nt
Organism: Juglans regia (Persian walnut)
Lineage: Eukaryota; Viridiplantae; Streptophyta; Magnoliopsida; Fagales; Juglandaceae
Exons: 4
Coding region: 1-876 (291 amino acids)
Molecular function (GO): zinc ion binding
Source: RefSeq, a predicted model, not a curated record
AUGGAUAAAGCAAGACAUCUGCGACUUGGGAAAGGUGGUGCUGGAGCACUUCGAGAGUACCUUUUAAGGAUGCAAUACAGAAAUCCUGGGUUCUUUGCACUGAUGGACUUAGAUGAUGACGGGAGGUUAAAAAAUGUAUUCUGGGCAGACCCCCGUAGUAGGGCAGCAUAUCAGUAUUUCGGUGAUGUGGUUGCAUUCGACACCACGUAUCUGACUAAUAGAUAUGAGGAUGAAGUUCGUAUGGAAGAGUUCACAAAGCCAGUUACACACUAUGUGGACUUUAGUGAGGAAGAUACAACUGCAAAGUGCUCAUGUGGAUUGUUUCAGAUGAGGGGGAUAUUGUGUAGGUACAUUUUGGUAAUAUUCAAAUGCAAUGGGAUUAAGUCUGUGCCAAAUACAUACAUUUUAGAUCGAUGGAGGAAAGACAUCAAAAGGAGUCAUCGGAUGUUUACUCAUGCUGCGUGUUCAAGUCGGCAUACUGAGGAUGCAACUACAAAAUUGUAUGCAAUGAUUGAGUUAUAUCGUGCCAACCAAGAACCCCCAUCGAUAACCCUAACUGGUGCGAGUGUUGGUUGUACGACUGCUUAUACAACUACAGUUGGAAAUUCAAAGCGAGUACUAAGUCCAAACGUUGUGAGAGGAAAAGGCAGACCCCCAUAUCUAGGGAGAGCAUCGAGGAUGGAGAAAGACAUGCGGAAAGUUAAAGCAAAGACGAAGAGAGCACCAGUGAUGGGGAAACACAAACAGGAUAUUUGUGACUUGUUAAUUGGCGAGAUGGAGGAGAUACUGCAGUUGUGGACACUUGUAAGAGGUUAUUUGGCCCUACGGAGAUGGAUACUCCCAAUGUUGAACAAGUCCAAGCUCGAGAAACGGUGA